Molecule: messenger RNA, 2467 nt
Organism: Vitrella brassicaformis
Lineage: Eukaryota; Vitrellaceae
Source: the annotation of a GenBank genome assembly
GUGCGACCCAGGCCCUGCUGCGUGCCUUCGAGCCAUGGGCCCUGCUCUUUCUGUGUUUUGCACUGCCUCUUGUGUCAGGUGAGAGGUUCCCGCUGAGGACAAAAUUGGAGACAAAAGAAAGACUGACGCCGUCGCUCUCCGAUGUGUGGUGCAGCCGUCUCAUCCCAUGAUGCUUUCUGCGAACACCCCAAGUUCUCUUUGCCUGUGAAGGGAGCCGACACAGUCGAAAUCGACCUGUCGGCGGUACCCUAGUCGGCGGUUGUCAAUCUUGCCAUCGGGGCCGGCUUCAAAAUCGUCGAGCAUCUGAGGGAUGCGCCCUCCUCAGGAAAGCUGCAAGUGGGGAGCAAAGACGACCCGAAAGGUGCCCACUUGCAACGCUAAGACAUGGUCGAUUGGCGAUGUCUCUGUCUGACUGUCUGUCUGUCUGUGGGUGCAUCAGUGCAGAUUUGGUGACGUCAGCUGAUCGUUUGAGUGACGAGUACAUCCGGGGUGGCAAGUGGACCGAGACGGGCAAGACCACCAUUAACGACAAGGGCAAACCGGAGAAGGAGAUGGUCUUCAAGAAGACAGAAGGCCUGACUGCUCUCCGGCGAUGGAAAGGCAUCGACGCGCUCAGUGAAGAGGAGAGCACCGAAGGGUUCCCUGAGGCAUACUGGCUGGUGGAUCCCCUGGACGGCACAAGUGUCUAUGCCGACGAUGCCAGGGUCUGGAUCAAGCACGCCAAAGGCCUCUCUAAGACUUCUUCUCGCCUAAGGCUCUACCAAGAGAUGAAGAAAGUCCUCUUUGCGGAAUGGACGGUCAUGGUGGCCCUCAUCCACAAGAACAAGGCAGUGGCGGGAGUCAUCACCGUGCCAUGGAAGCGCAUAGCAUACUAUGGCGUUGUCCCCAGUAACGAUGUGGCUGUCGAGGGUUCCGAUGCGAGACGCGCCUGUCGUCUGGUGUACACGGGAGACAGCUCGUGGAACGAGGGAAGCGCCCGCAGCAUGCACGAGAAAGCGACAUUCAAUGUGCCGCUGACGGCGUAUGGCGAGGGGUGUAUCCAGGGAGUGUCUGCCCCUUACGUCAGGCCUGGUAGCCUGGUGCAGGCGAUAGGCAGUGACAUGAACCCCAACGAUGCCAUCGACGCCUACGAGUACUUUCUAUCGCGCCAUCCUGACGGCCCGAGGUUUGAAUUCCGGCAGGUGCAGGCAAGCGGGAAGAACUUUCAAGGAUUUGGCUCAUUCCUGGUGGGUGAGAGAGGCGGGUCUGAUAGACAACCAACGAUGACAAUGAAUGAAUGUGUUUCCCUUUCCGAUGUGUGUGCAGAAAUUUCUGAUGGUUUUAGACCCUGAGUUGCUGUGGUUCUACGACCUUGGUCAUGUCUCGCGCCGGCCAGAACCUGUUUGUGGGCCGUCGAUGCGUCCAUCGAAAUUUGCCAAGAGAAAGCUCUACAAUGUGGUACGUACGGACGAGACACAUGGGCGUCCUUUGGCGAUGGAGAUCUUGUGUCCCUCCCCGCGUCCCUUGCCGCAUGCAGAUCUAUCCCCGGAUCGCACCCCUUAAGGAAUGGGACACAGCAGCGGCACACGCAAUCCUGAACGCGGGAAGCGCCAUGAUUUUGCGAGUCGACUGCGUCAACGAGGGCAACCGGGAGUACGGACAGGAGACGGGACCGUUUAGCUUCAAAGUGAGUGGGGAGGAGGUGGGUUACUCGCGGACAGAGGGGCCCGACCAGUGUGUCGCCAACACAAGGUGGGUGAGUGUGGCGCGGGAUGGACAAAGACGCUGGCAGGAGCAUAUGGCAUGUGUCUCUUCAGGCACCAUCAAGAUGUGCCUACCCUCAAGACGAAGAAGGAGUUUCAGGACUACUUCAUCGCCAUGGGGCCGCUUGACCUGACUGACAGCGGCAAGUCCCUCACACAAAUGCUUUCCGGCCAUUGCCUCAAAGACCCAAACACAGAGGACAAGUAGGCAACGAACCGAUCAAGCGAGACGUGCUGUCCGUGUAGCCAUGGAUGCGUCUCUGCAGGACGCCCAUGACUUGCCUGCAGCGGAUCAACACAUGCACUGACGAGAAGAUGAUACACUUGCCUGAGUGCCCAUCAGCGGCCCACGGGCGGACACCCGGCGACCAGCACAAGAAGCCCGCUGUCCGCGGCAAGCCGACGGCACACAGUGGCUCAUCAGCUCUGGAAGUACGAAAGCAGACCAGCAGACCAAGCAGAGGAUGUGUGCGCAGCCAUGUGACUGACCGUGCAAUGUUUCACGUGUGUGCAGAUGCCCGUCUAAUCGGCCGGUGAAGAGAGAGGAACAAUAGAGACGAAAGCUCUAUGUCAGCACGCAAGCGUGACGUAUGUGAUGGGUCGAUUGAGCGAGUGGGUGUGUCGUGUUGAGAGUGAGGAAUGAGCUGUGUCGCGAACACAAGGUGGGUGGGUGGGAAAGGGGUGGACCAAGACACUCGUGCAGGUGUUGAUCCUUCUAAUUUGUG